CGGGCGCGAACUCAUCGCCGCAGUGCCGGCCCCUGCCGCUUUAAGCGGCCGUGCCCAUUGUUUGCGCCGCGGCCAAUGGGAGCGGGCGGCCGCUGCGCGCGCGGCCAAUGGGCGAGGCGCGGGGCAGCGCGCGCGCCGCCCCCGGGUCUAUAAGAGUCGCCGUGGCGCCGCGUGAGUCCCCACUGGCUCGCGCAAAGCCAUCUUGGCAUUGUUCUGCUCGCGCCGCCGCCCCGCACAGCCCCGCACGCCCCCGCCAUGUCCGACACGGCCGUGGACACCAGCGCUGAGAUCUCCGCCAAGGAUCUAAAAGAGAAGAAGGAAGUUGUUGAAGAAACAGAAAAUGGCAGAGAUGCACCAGCCAACGGCAACGCUGAGAACGAGGAAAAUGGAGAGCAGGAGGCUGACAACGAAGUAGACGAAGAGGAAGAGGAAGGUGGUGAGGAAGAGGAUGAGGAAGAAGAGGGUGAUGGUGAGGAAGAGGAUGGUGAUGAAGAUGACGAAGCUGAGGGAGCCACAGGCAAACGGGCAGCUGAGGACGACGAGGACGACGACGUCGAUCCCAAGAAGCAGAAAACCGAUGAAGAUGACUAGGCAGCAAAUUAUUAUUAUUUUUUUUUUUUUUAAAUAAGGAGGAAAACAAACCAACAAAAAAGGCCAGCGCGUCCUCUUCACCCUUGGGAUCCCUCCCUCCCUCCCAUUGCAGCCCCCUUCCCUCACACACACACACAGAGCCCCUUCUUCCCCCCUCCGCCGUGGUCAUCCUCACCAAGUAGAGUGAACCCCAGCCCCUGCGCGGCGCUGCCACUCAACGAACAUAACGAAACGAUUCGCCCGUUAGCGGGGAGAGAAACCCCCCCUUUCCCCACUGACCCCCUCCCCCCAGGCACCAAAACUUCAAGGCCCUGCUUUCUUUCUUAAAAGUACUUUAAAGGAGAAUUUGUUUGUAUUUUUUAUUUACAUUUUAUAUUUUUGUACAUAUUGUUAGGAGGUCCGCCAUUUUUAAGUGAUCUCGGAUUGACCAAAAGGGGGGCUUUGAAGUGUAUAUCUCUCUUGUUACCUAUCUCUGACUUUACUUGUGGUGUGACCAGGCCCAAACCAUUAUCUCAAAGGAGAAUAAAACAAAACCUUGUAAAAAAAUUAAAAAAAAAAAGACAAAAAUGCAAAAAAAAAAA
This is a messenger RNA of Cuculus canorus (common cuckoo), 1172 nucleotides long. RefSeq names its product prothymosin alpha (gene PTMA). Gene Ontology annotation, molecular function: histone binding. Gene Ontology annotation, biological process: negative regulation of apoptotic process; positive regulation of transcription by RNA polymerase II. NCBI's taxonomy places the organism in Eukaryota, Metazoa, Chordata, Aves, Cuculiformes, Cuculidae. The coding region runs from base 256 to 591 and encodes 111 amino acids. The transcript has 5 exons. Gene Ontology annotation, cellular component: nucleus. The record is from RefSeq and is a predicted model, not a curated record.